CAGCUUGGCAUUUGGAUAAACAUUCAAACACAUUCAAUGCCAUAGCCAGCCAUCAACUCACAUGAGGACUUGGGGAAUAAUUUUGGAAAUCACCUAAAGCAAACUAAAGACAUGCAAAGCAUUGGCCAAGAGAAGGCAUUGCUUAGUCAGCUGGGUUAUCGGACUCUGAUCCACUGACGCCCCCCUUACAAAACACUAGUGGCAGCAGCUGAAGGAUUUACUCGUGAACAGAACGAGCACAAUCUUCUGCUGUGACUUUCCACAAAAAGGUGUAGCAGUGGUAACAACACAAUGGACCAGGAAGAUGACAAAAACUCGGUGGAUAUUCAUGACAAUCCUCCCGUUCCUGACAAUGUUGUGAAGGAGGAUGGAGACACGGUAUACUUUAUAUAUGAAGAGGAAGUUGAGGUAGAGGAGAAGGAACCAGAACCUCCCCCACCUGUCAUCCGCGUCAAUGACAAGCCCCACAAGUUCAAGGACCACUACUGCAAGAAGCCCAAGUUCUGUGAUGUCUGCGCUCGCAUGAUAGUCUUGAACAACAAGUUUGCUCUGAGGUGUAAAAACUGCAAGACCAACAUCCACCAUGCAUGCCAGUCCUAUGUGGAGUUCCAGAAGUGCUUUGGCAAAAUACCUCCUGGCUUCAGACGGGCCUACAGUUCCCCUCUGUAUAGCAGCGACCAACCCGAUUCAAACAACCCGAAUCGGAAUGACCCGGUCUUUGACACCUUAAGGGUGGGUGUCAUCAUGGCCAAUAAAGAACGCAAAAAGAAUGAAAAUGACAAGAAAAAUAUGAUGAUGAUGAUGGAGGAAGAGGAAGAUGAGAAUCAACAACCAAAAGAAAAUGAGGAUGGAGGAGAAGGCAAGCCUGAAGAGAAGAAAGAGAAAGGAGGAGAAAAAGCAGAUGACAAGCAAAAAGGAACCUUCUCCCAGUCGCACUACUACUUGGCUCUCUACCGCUUCAAGGCCAUAGAAAAGGAUGAUCUGGACUUUCACCCUGGUGAUCGCAUCACAGUCCUAGAUGACUCCAAUGAAGAGUGGUGGCGGGGAAAGAUGGGAGAGAAGAGUGGCUAUUUCCCUACCAACUACCUCAUUAAAGUGCGUGCAUCAGAAAGAGUUUACAAGGUCACACGCUCUUUUGUUGGGAACAGAGAGAUGGGACAGAUCACAUUGAAGAAAGACCAGAUUGUAGUGAAGAAAGGAGACGAGAAGGGCGGUUACUUGAAGGUCAGCACUGGACGCAAACUGGGCUACUUCCCCCUCAAUCUGCUCCAGGAGAUCACUGUGAUAUAAAAAGAACGUGUGCAAACACCAAAGUCAAUAUUCUUAUUUCAGCAGAUGGUCAAGAGUAUGCUGUAUAUUUUAAAUAUUAGCAAAUGGUGAGAUGAUACGUAUGAUUCGAGAUCUGGUUGCUGGUAUUUAUUUUCUAGAACAGUCAAUUUAAUAUUUCAAUUAGCACACAAUUACCACUCCAGGAACAAUUAAACAACAAGCAUCCAUCCAUUUUCUAUGCAACCCCUAUCCUAGUGGUAGUUGCCCUUGAGCGGUGAGCACAAAUAUAAUAUUGAAAAAUAAAAAUCUCAGGUCACAUACAUUUAAACAAACAAUCAUGCUCCUCCCAUUUAUAUCUCUGGAUUCUUUUACCUCGAGUAAAGCCAUAGCAUGCAUGUUUUCAGAAUGCGCCAGCAAACCGGAACAAUCAUAGCCAGGAAGACAAAAAUUGAACCUGCAUCCUCAGAAGUGUGCGUCAGACAAACACAUAAUUAAACUUAUGUAUAUGCCCCAUUAUAUUGUUUUCUCAUUUGCAAAAUAAAAGGGCUGUUUUUCAAAAUGAGAGGAAAGAAAGUGUACCUAUUCAAACAAUUUGAGAAAAAUUGAGGUAAACUUCAACCAACAGUGCAUAUUACACAUUGGGUAUUAUUCUAUGACAAGUUCCCUUAGGGGUACAUAUUCAUGACAUGUACCCUUGUGCAAUUAGGGGCACUCUAAAGGUACAUAUAUGUGAUAUCCCUCAGGGUACCCUAUUGGGUUGUUGGUCCUUAAUGUUGAUAGUUGAUCAGUUAGCGCAAGUUACUCCAAUGUCAAACUUUUUGUUAAUGCAAUGGCUUCUCCCCAUUUUACACAGACGGAUUUGUCAUAACAUUAGCUGACUUGUCAGUAUAAAUUUUACAAAUCCUCUUAUAUGGAUGAAUCCACUUUAUCAGCCUUGCAGUGGUUUAAAUGUACAAGGACAGUGGGUGGCUGUCAGACCACAGCCCACCAGAGACGUGGGUGUGUUUGGGGGGGGACACCUCACUUUGAAAGUGGCGGCGGGGGAGAGCGGUGGGGGAUGCAGCUUCUCGCUGCAGAAUGUCCUCACUAGUCUGGAGGCUUCAACUCAGUGAAAGUCAUAUUCUUGAGUCAAGCUUGCUCUCUUCCUCUCUGAAUGGAUGUUUGGCUGUGCAAGAUGGUGCCCAUGGGUUUGAAGUUGACCAUCACCUGCCUGUGGCUUCUCCCUUCGGCUGUAAGUUAACAACCUUGACUAUCGUACUUCAGAGUUAAAGAAUACUUUUUGCAAACUGAGACAUUUACAUAAUGAUACCAAGAAUAGGUUUUGAUUGAAUCGUGAUAGAAUUCCUCUGACGGAUAUGAUGCCUUCAUACCUGAAAAAUGACACUCCUCUCUGACAGUCUGGUGUGUUUUUGUGUCAUUGUUUCGCCUCUUGGCAAAUGAUUAAAAAAUAUAUAUCUCA
This is a messenger RNA of Syngnathus typhle (broad-nosed pipefish), 2728 nucleotides long. RefSeq names its product SH3 and cysteine rich domain 3 (gene stac3). NCBI's taxonomy places the organism in Eukaryota, Metazoa, Chordata, Actinopteri, Syngnathiformes, Syngnathidae. Gene Ontology annotation, molecular function: protein binding. Gene Ontology annotation, cellular component: extrinsic component of cytoplasmic side of plasma membrane. The record is from RefSeq and is a predicted model, not a curated record. Bases 292 to 1290 code for a protein of 332 amino acids. Gene Ontology annotation, biological process: skeletal muscle contraction; positive regulation of voltage-gated calcium channel activity; positive regulation of protein localization to plasma membrane. The transcript is spliced from 13 exons.